AGCCCCUGAAACCAGAUGCAUGACGCCGGGCGCCCGGUGAGGUCCCAGGGGGGGAUUGCUCGCCGGCUUCCGGCUGCUAUAAAGUCACUCAACCCGCCACUUUGAUUUUCUUCACUUUAAGUCGAUGAUAUAAUCCACAUGAGCAGAAUGCACUGGGACAAAUCGCCACCACCAGGCCUGGCCCGGUCCAGACCGUACCAAGGAGUUCGAGUCCGAGACCCGGUCAAAGAGCUGCUAAGGAGGAAGAGAAGCCUGGAGCCUCGCGGCGCCAGGACGGCGCCCCCUACCGCGGAAGCGACCGCGCACGCCGCGCAGCCGGCCUUCACGCGAGGCUCGUUCGCCGAGUCGCCGGCGGCGGCUGCGGGCGGCGACAGGUGGAGAGGGGCGGCGGCGGCGGGCGGCGGUCUGCAGACGUCGUGGUCGUCGUCGGAAUACAACCAGCCGGACGCCGCAGCUCAGACUCCGGCCUUCCCGACGGCCUCCGCCCUCACUGACGUGUACAUGCAGACUCUGGGCCCCAGCUACGCCAUGCUGGCCUACACACACACGCCGCUGCUCACCAACUUUGGGGCACCAGGCUCCGGCCCUCAGAUGGAGCUCCCAGACUCAGGGUUGACCUACCUCCCCUGGGUCCAGCCCAUCGCCACCAUAUCCACCGUGCCGAACCAGGUCCAGUUUGGCCCCGGCUCCUCAGCCCUGCCCGGGUCCCCUCUGAUCCACAUGCCCUUGUCCAUGUCUUUGACCACCAUGAUCGCUCAGCUUGAGGCUCCCGGCACCGAUCAUCCGCAGAGAUCAGAGCACCAAAUGGACCUGGAUCUACAAGACCCAUCUCUGGAUGAAGAUCCUGGGUUGGAGGCGGACGCACCAGACCUCCUGGAUAAACUUCUGGAGGAACGAAAGAGGAACGGGGAAGAGGACGACAAAGACUCGUACAGCAGCUCGCUCUUCAUUUCCAAUGAAUGAAAGAAGAAGAGUUCUUCUGUCUCAAGAGAAGCCUUUUGUUUCUGUUUGUGUCUCAGGGGCCUUUAUAGGAUAUUUAGCAUAAAAACCUCAAAGCUUCAUGUGUUAAAGCUGCAUUCUCUCUCCUGACCACCAGGGGGCGACUCCUCUGGUUGUAUAGAAGUCUAUGCUUCAUGUGUUAAAGCUGCAUUCUCU
Cyclopterus lumpus (lumpfish) is the source of this 1155-nucleotide messenger RNA. RefSeq names its product POU domain class 2-associating factor 1. NCBI's taxonomy places the organism in Eukaryota, Metazoa, Chordata, Actinopteri, Perciformes, Cyclopteridae. The transcript has 5 exons. Gene Ontology annotation, molecular function: DNA binding; POU domain binding. Bases 139 to 963 code for a protein of 274 amino acids. The record is from RefSeq and is a predicted model, not a curated record.